GGACGGUGGGCUUAGUCACCGACAGCGCUGUGUGUUGUGUGGACGGUGGGCUUAGUCAUUGGCAGUGAUGUGAUUCUGCUUAGUCACUGCAUGGCAGUGCGAGGGAUACGUGGGCACUGGGGGCAGAUGGGCUCAGUCACUGGCAGUGCUGUGUUCUGAAUGAUCACUGGUAGUGAAUGGUGUGAGAGCAGCAUAGUCAUAGUGCACUGGGCAAUAGGGCUUAGUCACUGGCAGUGCCCUGGGAUAGGGGAUCACUCCCUGGCAUUGCCUUGGCAUAGAUUUCUAGGCUUCCAGGACAGAAAUCUUAGUCACUGGCAGCAGUGUUUGUGCCGUUGAGUGUCAUCACACAUCUUCCUCUCUGCGGCCAUGGCAAAAUUAGAGUCCAGAACUGUCCUGAGCGACACAGUCUACCAGAGCCAAGAGUCUUUUCACUCUUUCGCCAGCCGUUCUUCAGACUCUCCCUCCCAGGGCACUAUGGGCAGUGUGGGCAGCGGGGUUGCCAACGAUCAAGAAUUUGCAAUGAAGAGCGUGGGAACCAGAACUCAGAACAGCAUCAAGCAGAACGACAGCUUCAGAAAUGGCUACUCCAACCGAUACUCGGGGGAUGAGAAGAGCUACAAGACGGAGAAAAACUCCAUGUAUAUAAAUGAGCAACGCAAGAGCGAAAAGGUGAGACAUCAUGAGAGCAAUGAGCCUUUGGUGAGACCCUCUGCCUUCAAACCAGUAGUUCCGAAGAAUUUCCAUUCCAUGCAGAACUUGUGUCCACCAGUGAACAACGGAGUCACCGAGAAUCGAAAGGGCUCUGGUCAUGGGAACAGCAACAGUCCAGCUGGCUUGAAAUGCAGCAUGGAGAAGACCGGCCACAAUAGAUCUUCCAACCAGGUGGGAGGUCUGUCUGAUUCUGGUCGCAACUCUUUGACCAGCCUACCAACAUAUGGGACUGGAUACAGCCAGCAUGUUGGCCCAAUGAGCGCGUCAACAAGCCAUAUAAAUCGCAUCGGGACUACCUAUGUAGAAAAGAAUAUAGUUGGGUACAAUGGAAUUUCUACCUCAGAUAGUGGACGAUCUUCCAGCAAAAGCGCCUCUUCUUUUAGCAGACUCAACCAUCUCAACGAGGCCUUGCCUUUCCAUUCACCUUCGAGCGAUGACAUCAUCCAAGACCUGGAGGAUCGCCUGUGGGAAAAGGAGCAAGAGGUGAUACAGAUGAAGAGGAACUUAGAUAAGAGCGAGGCUGCUAUUUUUCAAGUCUUCGAAGAGAAGCAGAAGAUCUGGGAACGGGAAAUGGAGGACUUGAGACAGAAUUACGCCAACAAGCUUCAGCAGGUGUCCAAAAAAGCCCAACGCGCCCAACAAGCGUUACAGCUGCAGAUAUUCAAGCUCCAGCAAGAAAAGAAAAAGUUUCAAGACGACGUCGGCCAAUUGCUACAAGAAAGGGAGGAACUGGAGAAAAAGUGCAUGGUGUUUAAGAAAGAACAGUCCGAAUUCCUCCCAAAAAUUGAGGAAACCAAGUGGGAGGUUUGUCAGAAAGCUGGGGAGAUAUCACUUUUGAAACAGCAAUUGAAAGAUGCCCAGGCAGAUAUUGCCCAGAAACUCAAUGAGAUAGUUAGCCUUAGAACACAGCUAAAAGAAGUCAAGGCCUUGCUACGGGAGAAAGAGGAGCAGAUCGCAUCCAUUAAAGAUUCCUAUAGCUCGAAAAGUGUCAGUCUGGAGAUCUGCGAGAAUGAAAUGCAGAGAAAGCAGAGCGAAGCCCAGCACAUGAAGGAGAAGCUAAGUCAAUGUGAACAGGAGAUCGCAGGUCUGAAGGAAACCUUGUCAGAUCUCGGUCAGAACCCGUACACCAUGGAUCUCAGUGAAAAACUGAGGGACACUCUGGCCUGCGAGAGCGAUGAGGCCAAGAUGAAACGUCAAAACGAGGACAGUGUGGGCACCCUUAAGAAGGAUAUGGAGAAUCUCCAGAUGGAGUUGGCUUUGGAGAGACAACAGCGGGAACAGCAGGUGGUGGACUUUGAGGAAGAGCGACGUACGUGGCAAGAAGAGAAAGAAAAAGUCAUAAAGUAUCAGAAGCAGCUGCAGCUGAACUAUGUGGAGAUGUAUCAGAAAAACCAACAACUGGAGCAAAAGAUCAGUGAGGUCACCACAAAGGCCACCACGCCGCCAGCAGAAGACAAGAAGCCUUGGACGCCAUCAAGGUUGGAGAGGAUAGAGUCCACCGAAAUAUAAGGACAACUGACUUGAGUGUACACAGCUAGUUACUCACUGUGCAUGUGCUACCUACUCCAGCCCAUGGUAUCAGGAAAAGACCUAACAGAGUCUAACGGGACCAUUGACUCCAUCCAAGACGACACUGAAGGACUCGAUGAGGUGUCUCAAGUGCUUGCUGUAAUCUAACUGCAGAUGAAACAUUUAUGGUAUACGGUUUGUUAUGCCGCCAAUGAUGCUAUAUGUCUGUUUUCUUUUCCCUUGCACCUUCACUUCCCUCUGACUGCCGGUUCGGAAAGGUGUGUUACAUUGUUGUAAUGUACCGCUGGGCAGUCAAUGGGAAGUGCAGUGUUGUGACUGUUACCAGUCCUUAAUCCUUAAGGACUCAUAGAAAAAGAAAAGGUCAAAGUGACUUGGAUUCUGAGUUUAUUUAGCCAUAUUGGCUAGCAAAGGAAGUUCUGCUGUGCAGUGAAAUCUAGCAACCUUUAAUAUACUUCCCACCGUUUUAGGCACUGUUUACUGUGAAUUAUCCCCAAAAAGGUAUUUCAAGGGAUGGUAGUAAGUGUUCUUUGUUAGCAGGUAGGUUUUUCCUCUAGUAUUACAUAACAAUAUGUUUCGUAAGUCUGAACGACUGAUAACUUUACUGACCGUGAGAUCAUUUACCAGUCCGUCUGUUGUCCCCAUGAAGGUUGGUGUUAAAGGGGUACUCUGCUUCUCAGCGUUUGGAACAAACUGGAGCCGGUGCCGGGAGCUCGUGACGUCAUAGCCCCACCCCCUCAAGGCAAGUCUAUUGGAGGGGGCGUGACGGCUGUCACGCCCCCUCCCAUAGACUUGCAUUGAUGGGGUGUGACGUCACGAGGGGCAGGACUAUGACAUCACGAGCUCCCGACUCCAGCGUUCGGAACAGUUUGUUCCAAACGCUGAGCAGCAGAGUAGCCAUUUAAGAUUAUAACUAUUCUAAGAAGGUUUUAAAUUUUUUAGGCAUUUUUUUGGUUUCCCUGAACAUUCUUGUACCCUGGGCUGGACAUAAGCCAGAGAAAUCUGACAUGUAUAGCUAGGUGUUUAGGUUUUUUUCUUGAAGAAAUAGUCCCUGAAAAUUCAGAUGAUCACAGAGAGUCCCGAGCGAUCAGUGCGCACAUUUUUUCCCCCGGAGAGAUAGAUACUGUUUGUAGCUGUUUUCUCUUUGUACGAUAAUGGAUGUUCUAAAUGGGACAGGUCAAGUUUAGAAAACCCACAAAAUGUAGAAAAUGUUAACAAAUUUCUGAUGUUAUAGAGUGGAAUCCUUUAUUCAGUAUCUAUAAUUCUUGGUGGAAUUGAGAGCAGCUGCAAAGAGUGUCUCUUUCUCUCACUCUCUCUCUUUCUCAUAGAGGUACCUCUAGGUCAGGAUCUGUGUUUUGGGGUGCCCUACUAUGCCAUAUAACAGGUGAAUAACAUCCUUUAAGGGGUUGCCUCCUCACGGGAAAAACCCUUUACUAGAAACCCCCCCUAAGAUAGUAACUUUAUUAGUUAAUGAUUAAAAUAUACCCCACACAACGUUUAAAAUUCCAACAGCUCCAAGGUGGUGUUUCUCUGCAGAGACAAUACCACUCUCUCUAUAAUGGGACACUUAUUUAGACCAGGUCAAUGCUUAUAAUCUGUGUGCUUCUACUACAACACACAAUUGCACCUGGUGCCGGGUCCCUAUUUUUAUUAUUAAGCCACCUUUAUGCACGCUGUAUUAAAACACCUAACUACUAGACUCCCCGACGUUUCGCUGACGAAUCAGCUUUGUCAAGGGUAGUGAGGCUAAUGCGUUCACAAACGCCGUCUGCCUUCUUUUAUGAUGUACUAUUGAUGUAAUUUCCGUCCUUAUUCCACCAAUCAGUGUGUCCCACGUAAUACAUCACAUCUCUCGCACAAACUAAAAUGACCAAAAGGAGAAUUUUACAUCCAGACGUAUCUUCGCCUGCUUCGCGAGACUCCGGUCACCUGAUCUAGUAAAGGGUUUUCCCCGCGAGUGGGCAACCCCUUAAAGGUUGUCAAUGAUUGAUUUGCCCUGUAACCUCCAGGGACAUUCUUUUGAAUUUGGUAUAUGACCAUAUUACAGGUGAAACUCGAAAAAUUUGAAUAUCAUGCAAAAGUUCAUUUAUUUCAGUACUUCAACUCGUCUGCGGAAGGAAGCAUGAAGUGCUCCAAAAUCUCAUAGUAGACGGAUGUGUAGACCCUGGACUUAAGGAAGCCCAGUGGACCAACACCAGUAGAUGACAUGGCUCCCCAAAUCAUAGUAAUUGGGGGGGGCUUUGGGAUUUUCAUGAGCUGUAUCCAUAAUCAUCACAAUUAUGACAAAUCACGGCUUGAACUAUCUUGCUUUGCAUGUAAUGAGUCUAUUUAAUAUAUUAAUUUCACCUUUUAAGUGGCAUUACUGAAAGAAAUUCAAAUUUUUCAAUUUUCACCUGUAAAUGGAAGUAACUUUCGGUCACCAUUCAACGAGCUAUGUUUUGGGGUUUCCAUGCCAUAUUACAUAGGGGUACCUAUAGGUCACUAUCUAAGGAGAUAUGUUUUGGGGUUUCUGUGCCAUGCCAUAUUAUAUAGGGAUACUUCUAGGUCACUAUCUAAGGAGCUAUGUUUUGGGGUUUCUGUGCCAUGCCAUAUUAUAUAGGGGUACUUGUAGGUCACUAUCUAAGGAGCUAUGUUUUGGGGUUUCUGUGCCAUGCCAUAUUAUAUAGGGAUACUUCUAGGUCACUAUCUAAGGAGCUAUGUUUUGGGGUUUCCAUGCCAUAUUAUAUAGGGGUACUUCUAGGGCAUCAUCUAAGGAGCUAUGUUUUGGGGUUUCCAUGCCAUAUUACAUAGGGGUACCUCUAGGGCACCAUCUAAGGAGCUAUGUUUUGGGGUUUCUGUGCCAUGCCAUAUUAUAUAGAGGUACUUGUAGGUCACUAUCUAAGGAGCUAUGUUUUGGGGUUUCUGUGCCAUGCCAUAUUAUAUAGGGGUACUUCUAGGUCACUAUCUAAUGAGCUAUGUUUUGAGGUUUCUGUGCCAUGCCAUAUAUUAUAGGGGUACUUGUAAGUCACUAUCUAAGGAGCUAUGUUUUGGGGUUUCCAUGCCAUAUUAUAUAGGGGUACUUUUAGGUCACUAUCUAAGGAGCUAUGUUUUGGGGUUUCUGUGCCAUGCCAUAUUAUAUAGGGGUACUUGUAGGUCACUAUCUAAGGAGCUAUGUUUUGGGGUGUCAUGUCAUGCCAUAUUAUAUAGGGGUACUUGUAAGUCACUAUCUAAGGAGCUAUGUUUUGGGGUUUCUGUGCCAUGCCAUAUUAUAUAGGGGUACUUGUAGGUCACUAUCUAAGGAGCUAUGUUUUGGGGUGUCAUGUCAUGCCAUAUUACACAGAGGUACCUUUAGGUCACCAUCCAAAGAGCUAUGUUUUAGGGAAGAUUGGGUUAGCACAGGCAUAGAGUUGUCAUCGAUGAGUCCUUAGCCAGACAUGAAUACCCAUAGCCUUGUUGUAUACCUGGGUUUAGUAGUAGAUAUCUGAACCAUGUAUCAUUAAAGGGGAACUCCAGCCCUAAGA
This is a messenger RNA of Hyla sarda, 5738 nucleotides long. RefSeq names its product leucine zipper tumor suppressor family member 3 (gene LZTS3). The transcript is spliced from 4 exons. Gene Ontology annotation, biological process: regulation of dendritic spine morphogenesis. The record is from RefSeq and is a predicted model, not a curated record. The coding region runs from base 367 to 2220 and encodes 617 amino acids. Gene Ontology annotation, cellular component: dendritic spine. NCBI's taxonomy places the organism in Eukaryota, Metazoa, Chordata, Amphibia, Anura, Hylidae.